Striga asiatica is the source of this 1375-nucleotide messenger RNA. Lineage: Eukaryota; Viridiplantae; Streptophyta; Magnoliopsida; Lamiales; Orobanchaceae. The record is from the annotation of a GenBank genome assembly.
CUCAAUAAAUUGAGUAACCCCUACUCCAUAUAUAUAAUACACACAUUAAAAAAAGAAAGAAAAAUACAAGAAAACUCUAUAUAAACCCUAUUUCACAAUUCAAUUUUCACAAUAAGCUACAAAUUCUUUAGGAAAAGCAACUAACAAAAAAGAUGGCGAAAAGCAAGAUUCUGGUGGUGGGUGGGACCGGCUACAUUGGGAGGAGGCUCGUCAAGGCCAGCCUGGCGGAGGGCCACCCCACGUACGUUCUCCGGCGGCCGGAGAUUGGGCUGGACAUCGACAAGCUGCAGGUGUUGCUGGAGUUCAAGAGGCAGGGAGCCCGCCUGCUCGAGGGCUCGUUUCCCGAUCACCGGAGCCUGGUGGAGGCCAUCAAACAGGUCGACGUAGUGGUUUGUGCCAUGUCGGGAGUUCAUUUUAGGAGCCAUAAUCUCAUGUUGCAGCUUAAGCUCGUUGAUGCUAUUAAACAAGCUGGAAAUAUCAAGCGUUUCUUGCCUUCGGAGUUUGGUAUGGAUCCAGCCCAAAUGGGAAAUGCUCUUGAGCCCGGAAGAGUAACAUUCGACGAGAAGAUGAUCGUGAGGAAAGCAAUCGAAGAAGCCAAAAUCCCUUACACAUACGUCUCGGCCAACUGUUUUGCCGGCUACUUUGUCGGCAAUCUCGCCCAACUUGAAACCCUUGUUCCUCCUAAGGAUAAAGUACUAAUCUAUGGAGAUGGCAAUGUUAAAGCGGUGUUCAUGGAUGAAGAUGAUGUUGCAACGUACGCUAUCAAGUCCGUAGAUGACCCUCGUACGUUGAACAAGACACUCUACCUUCGCCCACCGGAAAACAUCCUAAGCCAGAGGGAAUUGGUCGAGGAAUGGGAGAAACUCACUGGAAAGACACUGGAGAAGUUCAGCGUCUCGAAAGAAGAUUUCCUUGCUAAUCUCAAAGGUGGUGAUUUUGCUUUGCAAGUUGGAUUAUGCCAUUUUUAUCACAUUUUCUAUGAGGGAUGCUUGACAAACUUUGAGAUAGGGGAAGAUGGAGAAGAGGCUUCGACACUUUACCCGGAGGUCGAGUACAUGCGUGUCCACAAAUACUUGAAGCGUUAUUUAUGAAAUUCAUAUAUUCCUGAAUUUUUAUGCUCCUAAAGUUUCUAUUUACUGCUUGCUAUCAACUUGCAAGAAUUAUACUUAAUCUGGGAUUUGGACAAGAAUAAGUAAGAUCCUACAAUAACUAUUCUGUGUUUGGUCAACUGUUAUUCACAUCUAUGUACAAGAAUAUUUCAGACAAUAUAUUCUAUUGCUACAUUGUUAUUCCCUUUUUAAUUGGUUCAUCAUGUGAGUGCAACACAAAUUAAUCAAAGGAGGGUAACUUAUUAAAGUGAUUAAGUUCAUCAGAA